AUGGUCUAUUUCUUUACAUCCAACGUCGUUUCGCCGCCCGCAUUCAUCUAUGUCGGCAAGGACAAGACGGAGAAUGAGGAUCUCAUAAAACAUGGUCUGGAGUGCGAUGUCUGUGCCCACGUUUAUCUCCGGCUAAGAGACGGCGAGACAUGGGACAAUAUCCCUGAAGAUCUGCUUACGGACUGCGCGCAGCUCACAAAAGCAAACUCCAUUGAAGGAAAUAAAAAGGACAAUGUGACUAUAAUAUACACGCCGUGGUCAAACCUACACAAAACUGCUGGCAUGGCGAUUGGCCAAGUAGGUUUCCACAACCCAAAACUCACGCGUAAGGUUCACGUCGCCGUCCGACAAAACCCCAUUAUCAAUCGCCUUAACAAGACGCGCGUUGAGAAGUUCCCUGACCUACGCCAGGAGAAGGAGGAGUACUUGAGCAAAAUUAGACGGGAAGAGCGGAAGCUGCGAGAGGAGAAGCGGGCUGCAGAGAAGCUGGAGAGGAAGCGGAGGGAGGAGCUGAAGUGGCAGAAAGACCAUGCGUAUGAUGAUUUUUUGAAUGAGGAGAAUAUUCAACACAGCAGCAAUCAAGAUCGAGACCCGGACUUUUUGGAUGAUUUCAUGUGA
Molecule: messenger RNA, 618 nt
Organism: Blastomyces dermatitidis ER-3
Lineage: Eukaryota; Fungi; Ascomycota; Eurotiomycetes; Onygenales; Ajellomycetaceae
Exons: 4
Coding region: 1-618 (205 amino acids)
Source: RefSeq, a predicted model, not a curated record